This is a messenger RNA of Aspergillus pseudonomiae, 663 nucleotides long. RefSeq lists its product as uncharacterized. The record is from RefSeq and is a predicted model, not a curated record. The coding region runs from base 1 to 663 and encodes 220 amino acids. The transcript has a single exon. NCBI's taxonomy places the organism in Eukaryota, Fungi, Ascomycota, Eurotiomycetes, Eurotiales, Aspergillaceae.
AUGGUAGCCGUGCGCAUCUACGGAUUCCAGAAAGAAAACCUCGAUAUCCCCGCUCACCUCGUCACAAUCAUACCUACAGCACUACGCGAUGCAUUCUAUCGCGCGCGAUUCAUAGCUGGCCGGGCCUUUCGAUAUUUAGAGUAUAUCGAAAUCCGCCAGGCAAAUCGCUAUCAGGCGAUGUGCCCUCGCACGAGCAGAAACUACUACAGCCAUCAGAUGUCUGUCUUACGUCUUUUCAGCUGGCGUCAUGAUUACCACUGGAGAAACCCGACGCUUGCUCCCACCGAGAAGCUCGACCCGGCCAUUCUUUGCUUCCACAUCGAUCAGUCUGCGUACCAGAGCUAUCAAGCAGUCUUCGCCAAGUACCAAGAUGCGUUCAUGUCUGGUCCUUUCCGGGUGUGGCAUGACGCCAAGCGCGCGGUGGAAGCAACAGCCGCUAAGUCGAACCUGAGCGAGGUGGAACAAAGAAUGUGGAAUCAGUUCUGGCGUGUCAACUUUCUGGGCGAGAUGCAGAAAUGGGAGUCUCGCGCUACGGCCCUCGCCAUCCCGUCUUGGGAGGAGAUUGUCGAUGAGCUCUACGAUGCGAUCUUGGAAUGCGUGGAGGGAGCAGAGGAUAUGUUGGCUAAUCCUGCUCAUGGCAUUGCUAGCAACAGUGGUCUCUGA